AGCUCCUUAGACCCCUCCCCUCAGCUCCCUGGUAUAUAUGUCCAUCCCCCGAAUUCCUAUAGAGAAUGUGCCUGUGCCUUGCUGCGCCCGUAGACCACACAGCUCUCAGAGUCGAGGGUAAACGAGGCUCAGAACCCUGGAGACGGACGAGCAGAGGGCAGCCGCACUGCUCAGCCUUGGCGUCAACAUGCUGUACCUGGACACCGCCACCUCGGCUCCGUACAACGAGCCACAGUACACAAACCUGGGGCUCCUAAACAGUAUGGACCAGCAGAUCCAGAAUGGGGGCUCCACCUCGACGAGCCCAUACAACAACGAGCACACUCAGAACAACGUCACGACUGCCUCACCCUACGCCCAGCCCAGCUCCACCUUUGAUGCUCUCUCCCCGUCGCCCGCCAUUCCCUCCAACACUGACUACGCCGGCCCCCACACCUUCGACGUGUCCUUCCAGCAGUCCAGCACUGCCAAGUCUGCCACCUGGACGUACUCGACAGACCUGAAGAAACUGUAUUGUCAGAUUGCCAAGACUUGUCCAAUCCAGAUCAAGGUCCUGACCAACCCACCACAGGGGGCCGUCAUCAGGGCCAUGCCUGUCUACAAAAAGGCGGAGCAUGUCACCGAGGUAGUGAAGCGCUGUCCUAACCACGAGCUCAGUCGGGAGUUCAACGAAGGCCAGAUAGCACCUCCUAGUCAUCUGAUCCGAGUGGAGGGGAACAGCCACGCCCAAUAUGUUGAGGACACGAUUACGGGCCGCCAGAGUGUGUUGGUGCCAUAUGAGCCACCCCAGGUGGGCACAGAGUUCACCACCAUCCUGUACAACUUCAUGUGCAACUCCAGCUGCGUCGGAGGCAUGAACCGACGCCCCAUCCUCAUCAUCGUCACUCUAGAAACCAGAGAUGGUCAGGUCCUGGGACGGCGGUGCUUUGAGGCCCGGAUCUGUGCCUGCCCUGGCCGGGAUCGCAAGGCCGAUGAAGACAGCAUUCGCAAGCAGCAUGUGACGGAUGGGACAAAGAGCAGUGAUGGAUUUCGCCAGACAUCACAUGGGAUUCCAAACUCUAUGAAGAAAAGAAGAGCCACAGAUGAGGAGGUCUUCUGUCUGGCUAUUAAAGGCCGUGAGACCUAUGAGUUUUUGGUGAAGAUUAAAGAGUCUCUGGAACUGGUGCAGUUUGUGCCUCAGCAUACGGUUGACUCAUACAGACAACAGCAACAGACACUGCUACCAAAACCGAGCUCUGUACCCUCCCAGCCCUCGUUCGGUUCCAGCUCACCUCCUCAUGGCAAGGUGAAUAAACUGCCAUCCGUCAGCCAGCUGAUGAACCCCCAGCAGCGCAAUUCCCUCACCCCCUCUAGCAUGCCCGGAGGCCUCACAGACUUGUCCAUGAUGGGUGGCCACAUUCCCAUGGCAGCAGACAUGGGGGCACUGAGCCCCACCCACACCCUGCAGCAGCAGUUACCCAUGGUGCCCACCUCCCACUGCACGCCGCCACCACCCUACCCUAUCGACAGCAGCAUUUCCAGUUUCCUUCUGAGGUUGGGCUGCUCCUCCUGUCUGGAUUACUUCACUGCCCAAGGCCUGUCCAACAUCUACCAGAUCGAGAACUACAACAUGGAGGACCUCUCCCGGCUCAAGAUCCCGACGGAGUAUCAGCACGUGAUCUGGAAGGGGAUUCUGGACCACAGACAGGCUAUGGACUUCUCGUCCCCGUCGCAUAUCCUGAGGGCUGCGGGCGGGCCCUCGGGGGUUGGCGUGGGCCCCCCGGAGGCCCGGGGCGAGCGUGUUAUCGACGCCGUGCGCUUCACCCUGCGCCAGACCAUCUCCUUCCCCCCACGCGAUGACUGGAGCGACUUCUCCUUCGACAUGGACUCCCGCCGCAACAAGCAGCAGCGAAUCAAGGAGGAGGGAGAGUGAGGAGGCCACACCCCUGCUCUCGCUCCUCCCACUGAAUCUAAAACUGUGACACGUACCUGUCUGCUGCCACAUCCUCUGUUGACUAAACUAACAAAGAAACUCAGAAAAUACGCACUUAUUUAGUUCAUUUUAUGUACUUUUGUCACUGUGUCACUUAUAGCAAGACUUAGCUCAUAGCAAGCUGGGCAAUGGGUAGAGGGUGCUUUUCAGCACAUUGUCUGUUUGAAGAUACUUUUGUAUUUAGCCUAUGAUGCAGCAGAUGGAGCACUUACCAACUGCUAAACGACUUGUUGCUUUGCGCGGAUCCAGCAUCAGCCCCUUCUUGUGUAUAGUUCAGUGCCAUUCAAAGUUCCAAGAGGGUUUUCUUUCCUUGGGUGUGAAAUGUUGCAAAAGAACCUUUUUUUUUUUGCAUUUUUAGAAGGAAUUCAAAAUGUUGUUCAGAUCCACCUCUAGCUUUAUGCUAUCGUAUAAAUGUGAGGUUUUGUGUUAUGAUGAAAUUCUUCAACAUUAUUACCAGCCAAAAAUAGUGUUAUACAGACUUUGAAUUUGCAGUGGUUUUCAGCCAUGAAAAAGUUACCGUGACAAAGUAACUUUGCCGCAGCAAUGUGUUAUUACCAUGUGAAUUGAUAAAAUUUAAACAUUUAGCCGUAUUAUAGAAUAUCCAUAGUAUUCAAUUAGUCCCAUUAAGUGAUACAGAAGCAUGCCAAAUGGAAGUUCCCCACUGGGGAUAUAUUUCUAUUCCCGUUUUGUUCCAUUGCAGUACCACACACAUUUUCCACCAGAUUACAGAAAACCCUGUAUUUCCCACAGCUUCAUGGGUAUUAGCAUUCAGCAUCAGUUUGUGCAACCCUUUGUUGGUGAUAAUGUGGCUUUAAUGGAGGGGAAGUUACAUCAGCUGUCUUUAAGAUUUUCAACUUUCAGCCAUACCAAUGCCUGAUUCUUAGUCCAGCGGGUCUCCAUGAUGAACUUACUUUAAACGGUGCAUUUUGGGAACUUUUUCUGUCUGACAGUCUAGAACGGCAGAAAUAUGUGUAUAUAUUUUUUUUGUAUAAAAUUGUGUUGGAUAUGGAGAAGGGUUUUCUAGUUAACUAGGUCAUUUCAAGAAGCAUUUGUUUGUCCUUCUGCAUUAAUUAGGACUGUUAAUGUUAAAGCCAAGCAGUGUUCCGUUUUGUCUAUUGUUUCAGAAUAGCAAUCCUAGUACUUAGGAUGUAUACAAUUUUUUUAACUUCUUUUCUCAAAUCAUCUAUUGGUCUAAAAUGUUCAAAAUGGUUUUUUUUUUUUUUAUGAAAUAGAACGGUCAAAACGAUGUUGUUCUUACAUGAUACUGCAUGUAAUAUCAGUGUAUGCUACAGCACUGAAGUCCUCAAUUUCAAUUUAGGGUUCUGCUAGUAGGCUACAGUACAUAAGUAUAUGUAGGAAUACAGAACAUGUGCAUGCUGUAAAUGAGCAGUAUUUUUAUAGUAAUUUGCCAGGUUGAGAAUCAAAGAAUUGUGUGUUUAUGCAGAGAUUCACAUCUGAAGAACAUACUGAGCUAUACGUAUUAAACAUGGACAAACACAUUCGAUUGACUUUUAGAAUGGUGUCUUUGCGAUAUAUUAACCAUAUCUGGUUCUGAAAGAGCCAGUCAUAAUGGCAGAGGCACAGUAUGGCAGAGAUGCAUUCAAAAUACAUUUUACUUUGUCUUUUUUGUUUUGUUUGUUUUGUAUUUUCACAAAGGAGAUACUACUGAUCAUUUUGUACAAUUUAUUGUAUAUAUGUUGCAAGUGAAAGAUGUAUAAACAUUUCUCCUUAUUUUGAUAUAUGCAAAAUGCAAAAAAAUAAAAGCAAAUUGUCAUAACA
This is a messenger RNA of Conger conger (European conger), 3751 nucleotides long. Its product is annotated as tumor protein 63-like. Bases 188 to 1912 code for a protein of 574 amino acids. The record is from RefSeq and is a predicted model, not a curated record. Gene Ontology annotation, cellular component: nucleus. Gene Ontology annotation, biological process: apoptotic process; protein tetramerization; regulation of transcription by RNA polymerase II. Gene Ontology annotation, molecular function: protein binding; RNA polymerase II cis-regulatory region sequence-specific DNA binding; DNA-binding transcription factor activity, RNA polymerase II-specific. The transcript has 12 exons. Lineage: Eukaryota; Metazoa; Chordata; Actinopteri; Anguilliformes; Congridae.